Molecule: messenger RNA, 658 nt
Organism: Lepidothrix coronata (blue-crowned manakin)
Lineage: Eukaryota; Metazoa; Chordata; Aves; Passeriformes; Pipridae
Product: proproteinase E-like
Exons: 5
Biological process (GO): proteolysis
Molecular function (GO): serine-type endopeptidase activity
Source: RefSeq, a predicted model, not a curated record
GAAAUCGCGCACGUACCAGGUGGUGGUGGGCGAGUACGACAUGAGCGCGGAGGAGGGGUCCGAGCAGACCAUCCCCGUCAACUCCGACGACAUCUUCGUGCACCCCAAGUGGCUCAGCUUCUGCGCGGCCUGCGGCAACGACAUCGCGCUGCUGAAGCUGCAGCGCCCGGCCGCGCUCUCGGCGGAGGUGCAGCUGGGGCGGCUCCCGCCCGCCGGCUCCGUCCUGCCCGACGGGUACCCCUGUGUCAUCAGCGGCUGGGGCAGGACCAGCACCGGGGGGCCGCUGCCGGACAAGCUGCAGCAGGCGGAGCUGCCGGUGGUGGACCACGAGCACUGCACCCAACUCGACUGGUGGGGGCCCCUGGCCAUCCGCGACACCAUGAUCUGUGCCGGCGGCGCCGAGAAGUCCGGAUGCAAUGGCGACUCGGGGGGCCCCCUGAACUGCCAGGCUGAGGAUGGCACGUGGGAGGUCCAUGGCAUCGCCAGCUUCGUGUCUUCCCUGGGCUGCAACGCCGAGAAAAAGCCCACGGUGUUCACCCGAGUGUCCGCCUUCGAGGACUGGAUCGCACAGACCAUAAGUGACAACUGAGCGUGGCAGCGUCAUCGUCACUGACCCCCCGACCUGGCACCGGGCAAAUAAACCACAACCAUUACACCC